AUGAAGAUUCUCGUCCCAAUUAAGCGCGUCGUUGAUUACGCUGUCAAGAUUCGUGUUGACUUUACAGGAGUUGAUCUGAAAAAUGUAAAAAUGAGUAUGAAUCCAUUCUGUGAAAUUGCCGUUGAAGAAGCCAUUCGUCUCAAGGAAAAAAAAGCUGCAUCGGAAGUUGUGGCGGUAUCCAUUGGCCCGAAACAAUGUCAAGAGACGCUACGUACGGCCCUUGCAAUGGGUGCUGACCGUGGUAUUCAUAUUACUUCUGAUUUACGUACGGAUCAGGAGCUUCAGCCAUUGGCUGUAGCUAAAUUACUCAAGGAGAUCGUAAACAAGGAAGACCCCAAGCUCGUGAUCUGUGGCAAGCAAAGUAUUGAUGCUGAUGCUGCUCAGACGGGACCAUUGCUUGCGGGACUAUUGGACUGGAGCCAAGGGACUUUUGCUUCGAACGUUGCUGUGGAGGGGGAUGCUGUACACGUCACGCGGGAGACAGAUGCUGGUAUUGAGACGUUAAAGCUUAGUCUACCAGCUGUUGUGACAGCAGACUUGCGACUGAAUGAGCCACGUUAUGCUACUUUGCCCAACAUUAUGAAGGCCAAGAAGAAGAAAAUUGAAACGUUGGCAGCGGACAGUUUUGGAGUGGAUCUGACCCCACGUAUUGAGAUCGUGGAGGUUAAGAAUCCGGAAUCUCGUAAGGCCGGCAUCAAGGUUGCGGAUGUGAACGAGCUGGUGGACAAAUUGAAGAAUGAAGCGGGGGUGAUCUAG
Molecule: messenger RNA, 756 nt
Organism: Peronospora farinosa
Lineage: Eukaryota; Oomycota; Peronosporomycetes; Peronosporales; Peronosporaceae
Source: the annotation of a GenBank genome assembly